Messenger RNA from Lotus japonicus, 1151 nucleotides. Its product is annotated as putative L-ascorbate peroxidase 6. The record is from RefSeq and is a predicted model, not a curated record. Bases 40 to 999 code for a protein of 319 amino acids. Gene Ontology annotation, biological process: cellular response to oxidative stress; response to reactive oxygen species; hydrogen peroxide catabolic process. Lineage: Eukaryota; Viridiplantae; Streptophyta; Magnoliopsida; Fabales; Fabaceae. Gene Ontology annotation, molecular function: peroxidase activity; heme binding. The transcript has 10 exons.
AGAAGAAGAGGGUAAAAGGUGCUGCAUCAGUUAGAGAUAAUGAGUUCAAGUCUCUCUAACACUCCUCUUCACUCCUCAAUCGCCACCGCUUCAGCCGCCGAAACCAAUUUUCCCGCCAAAUUCCAACGGCCAACGGCCAAGUUCCGCCCCGACAAGCCCAACGACCGUGCUUCUUCAGAUGUCGCAGUUUCAAGCAGCAGAAGAGGGUUUAUACGCAUAGCCACGUUGCCAUGUCUUCUUCCCCUGACUCAGAUCAUUGGUGUUCAACAAGCCAACGCGAUUCAGCCUGAUACAAAGGAAUAUCUUCUCAUUAAAGAAGAGGUCAGGAAGGUUUUGUCGAAGGGAAAGGCGGCAGGCGUGCUUCGGUUGGUUUUCCAUGAUGCUGGAACCUUUGAAACUGCUGAAAAAACAGGUGGUAUGAAUGGUUCUGUACUCUAUGAACUUGAAAGACCUGAAAAUGCUGGGCUGAAAAAAUCAAUAAAGGUUCUGCAGAAGGCAAAGACUCAGAUAGAUGCUAUCCAACCAGUAUCCUGGGCGGACUUGAUUGCUGUGGCUGGAGCUGAAGCAGUUGAAGUAUGUGGAGGUCCAGCUAUCCAAGUUUCACUGGGCAGACAAGAUUCGCUGGGACCUGAUCCUGAAGGGAAACUUCCUGAGGAAUCUCUCAAUGCUUCUGGUUUGAAGAAAUGCUUUCAUAGAAAAGGAUUUACAACGCAAGAACUGGUAGCUUUGUCUGGAGCCCAUACUAUUGGAAGUAAAGGUUUUGGAGGCCCUACUUCUUUUGACAAUUCGUAUUAUAAGGUUCUUUUGGAGAAGCCAUGGGCGUCUUCAGGUGGUAUGACAAGUAUGAUUGGCCUUCCUUCAGAUCACGCUCUUGUUGAGGAUGAUGAAUGCUUAAGAUGGAUUGCAAAAUAUGCAGAAAAUGAGAAUAUGUUCUUUGAAGAUUUCAAAAAUGCAUAUGUAAAGCUGGUGAAUUCUGGCGUGAGAUGGAAUAGCUUAUAGUAUAUUCAUGAGUUGGAUGUUCCAAACUUCCAAUAUAGGGGCAGCUUGUUUUCUAUUGAUUUGCUGCUAGUGUAUGUGAACAUUUGCCAUGAAUUUUUGGGACCAGGAUUAAUAUUUUGUAUAUCAACAUCUCCUAUUUCUGGUUACUAAAA